AUUUCUAACUUAAAGUGGGUCCUCAUUAAGGCUUUGAGCCAGACUAUUAUAUAUGCACCAACAUGUGAGCUUGCCACAGGAAAAGAAAAUUAUCAGCAUGAGUACACCAACUUAAGACCCAAGAACCUCUCUCUCUCUCUCUCUCUGUUUACACGAUCAAAAUUUAUAUAGCGAAAAGAACUUACCAUCGGACUUCUCUGGUUCUCCAAUUCAGAAAUGAAGAUAUCCAAGCUCAGAGUUCUUCCAUUGAUGACAGUUCUGUUUCUCUGCCAUGCAUUUGUUGAGGCAGAAGACAUGAACAACCAGCAGAAGAAAAAGAUAUUCAUCAUUCACAUGGACAAGUCAAAUAUGCCAGCAAGUUUUGAUGAUCACCUCCAGUGGUAUGACUCAUCUUUGAAGUCAGUAUCAGACUCUGCAAACAUGCUCUACAUCUACAACAAUGUCAUCCAUGGCUACUCUGUGCAACUAACAGCUGAGGAAGCUGGCUUCCUCAAAGAGCAACCAGGAAUUCUGUUAGUCCAGGAAGACAUAAAAUAUGAACUCCACACCACCAGAUCACCAGAGUUCCUGGGACUCCUCAACAGUGAUGCAUACUUACCUGAGUCUAGCACCCCUAGUGAAGUAAUAAUUGGUGUGGUAGACACUGGAGUUUGGCCUGAAGCAAGCAGCUUUGAUGACAAGGGACUAGGCCCACUCCCCAAUGGGUGGAAGGGUGAGUGUGAAGUCGGCAGAACCUUUAACUCAUCAAGUUGCAACCGCAAACUCAUUGGCGCAAGGUUUUUCUCAGAAGGUUAUGAAGCCGCUUUCGGGCCAAUUGAUGAAACAGCAGAAUCAAAGUCCCCAAGGGAUGACGACGGCCAUGGAACACACACAUCAACCACAGCAGCUGGAUCAACUGUUGUUGGAGCAAGUCUCUUUGGUUAUGCUGCAGGUACAGCUCGUGGGAUGGCCAGACAUGCCAGGGUGGCAGCAUACAAGGUGUGCUGGCUUGGAGGAUGUCUCGGCAGCGACAUACUAGCAGGGAUGGAGAAGGCAAUAGAUCCAGGAAGCUUGUCCAAUGUUGCACCAUGGAUAACCACAGUCGGAGCCGGCACAAUGGAUCGUCAGUUUCCAGCAUAUGUUACUCUUGGAAAUGGAAAGAAAUUAACUGGGGCAUCAGUCUACAGUGGGAAAUCCUUAGCUGGCUCCUUAAUGCCACUGGUGUAUGCUCGUAAUGUUAGUAGUACAUCCAAUGGCAAUCUAUGCACGAAAGGAAGUCUAAUUCCAGAAAAAGUUAAGGGGAAGAUAGUGGUUUGUGACCGAGGGAUGAAUCCAAGGGCACAAAAAAGUUUAGAAGUAAAAGAUGCAGGUGGCAUUGGGAUGGUUCUUUCAAACACUGAUGCCUUUGGAGAAGAACUGGUUGCUGAUGCCCAUUUUAUACCUACAGCAGCUGUGGGUCAGAUUGCAGGUGAUGAGAUAAAAAAGUACAUACUUUCUGAACCUAAUCCAAGUGCAACAAUUGCAUCCGCAGGCACCCAACUUGGUGUUCAACCAUCCCCUGUGGUAGCAGCAUUCAGUUCCAGAGGUCCAAACCCAAUCACGCCAGACAUACUCAAGCCUGAUUUAAUAGCACCAGGUGUUAAUAUACUUGCCGGUUGGACAGGAAAAGUUGGUCCUACAGGGUUGCCUGAAGACACCCGUCAUGUGGACUUCAACAUAAUUUCUGGUACUUCCAUGUCAUGCCCACAUGUGAGUGGUUUGGCUGCACUAGUUAAAGCUGCACAUCCAGAAUGGAGCCCUGCAGCUAUAAGAUCAGCACUAAUGACAACAGCUUACAGUAAAUACAAGAAUGGAGAAAGAAUUCAAGAUGUUGCAACUGGAAUGGCAUCAACACCAUUUGAUCACGGUGCUGGACAUGUGGACCCUGUAUCAGCUCUUGACCCUGGCCUAGUGUAUGAUAUCACAGUUGAAGACUAUUUAAACUUCCUUUGUGCCAUAAAAUAUAGCUCAAGUAUGAUCAAGAUCAUCACAAAGCAAGAUUAUUCCUGCAAGGUGGAUAAGGAAUACAGCGUAGCAGGUCUUAACUAUCCAUCUUUUGCUGUUCCCCUGCAGACAGCCUCAGGCCCAAAUGGUGGUAGCAGUGCACCAACAACAGUCAAGUAUACAAGGACCCUAACAAAUGUGGGCAAUCCAGCAACUUACAAGGUCACAAUCUCUCAGGAGACAGAGGCAGUCAAGAUUCUGGUUCUUCCAGAGGUGCUCGAUUUCAGCAAUCCAAAUGAGAAGAAGACUUACACAGUGAAAUUCACUGCAAGGUCCAUGCCCUCAGGCACGACCAGCUACGCUCAUUUGGAAUGGUCAGAUGGAAAGCACAUAGUUGGUAGCCCAAUUGUAUUUAGUUGGACAUAGAAUAAUUUGGUAGUAUACUAAUAAUUGUAAGAAAUGCACCCUACACUCUGAAAUGCACAUGUUAUCCCCAUAAUAUCCAGGCACUAAAUCUCCAAGGAGCUGAAACAUUCCCCAACCGUGUCUCUACAUCCGCAAAACAGGGUGAACCCGCUGGUUUAUGAGCUUUGAUAGAAGUCAAAGUAGUCCAGAAAGAAACAGAACUAAAACCAAUACCCUAAAGACGGACCAGAACUCGAUGACGAGACAGUGUUCCUCAUACAUUUCUUGAUAUUUAGUGCUCUUCUUUUGUUUAUAUUUUUGCUGAAACAGAAAUUGAUGUAUAUAUUCAAGAAAUAAUCAAGGUUCUGAAAA
Sesamum indicum (sesame) is the source of this 2739-nucleotide messenger RNA. Its product is annotated as subtilisin-like protease SBT1.7. Gene Ontology annotation, molecular function: serine-type endopeptidase activity. NCBI's taxonomy places the organism in Eukaryota, Viridiplantae, Streptophyta, Magnoliopsida, Lamiales, Pedaliaceae. Gene Ontology annotation, biological process: proteolysis. The record is from RefSeq and is a predicted model, not a curated record.